GGUUAUGCAUCUAGGGUGGAGUGUAGCAGUAAGUAGGAAGUAGUUUCCCAAAGUCUCUGCAAAGAGGCACCACUCUCCAACAAUGACAACAUUGCCAUUGCAACAUUGACAAUUCCGAAGUCUUGAACAAACAAAACGACCAAAUGCCACAACCCUAAGAUCCACCAACACAACCAAACAUGGCCUUCUCCUCCCGGCGCGGCACAAACACAUGGUCAUCAUCGUUAUCAUCAUCAUCAUCAUCGUCAUCAUCAUCACCAUCGAUUCUCCCCUCGUCCUCCUCCAACCCCAGAUCGAAGGCACAGCAACGGAAGGGGCGAAAGCGCGCGUGGCUGAGAGACUUCAUCUCCGGCAACUUCUUCAUCAUCGGCCUCUUCCUCUGCCUCUCCCUCUUCCUCCUCAUCCUCCUCCGCUUCGGCGUCCCCAAGCCCAUCACCACGCACUUCCGCACGCGCUACUCACGCGCCCGCAAGCCCCUCCUCCGCCGCCCCGACGCCGCCAACCGCACCCACCUCCUCGCCGCCGCCGUCGACGUCACCACCAAGGCCCUCUACGACAAGAUUGAGUUUUUGGACGUGGACGGCGGCGCGUGGAAGCAGGGCUGGAGUGUCACCUACAGGGGGAGCGAGUGGGACAACGAGAAGCUGAAGGUGUUUGUGGUGCCCCACUCCCACAAUGACCCUGGCUGGAAGCUCACCGUCGAGGAGUACUAUGAUAGGCAAUCCAGACAUAUACUUGAUACCAUUGUUCAAACACUUAGCAAGGAUUCUCGCCGGAAGUUCAUAUGGGAGGAGAUGUCAUACUUAGAGAGAUGGUGGAGGGACACAUCAGAUGAGAUGAAAGAAUCCUUCAGCAAUUUGGUAAAAAAUGGGCAGUUAGAAAUUGUUGGAGGUGGCUGGGUGAUGAAUGAUGAGGCCAAUUCCCAUUAUUAUGCCAUAAUUGAACAGAUAGCAGAAGGAAAUAUGUGGUUGAGUGACACCAUUGGAUUUGUUCCGAAAAAUUCUUGGGCAAUAGAUCCAUUUGGUUACUCAUCUACCAUGGCAUAUCUUUUGCGUCGUAUGGGUUUCGACAACAUGCUUAUCCAGAGGACCCAUUAUGAGCUGAAGAAGGAACUUGCAUGGCAUAAAAAUUUAGAAUACAUUUGGCGUCAAAGCUGGGAUGCAGAGGAAACCACUGAUAUAUUUGUCCAUAUGAUGCCCUUUUAUUCAUAUGAUAUACCUCAUACAUGUGGCCCAGAGCCUGCAAUUUGCUGUCAGUUUGACUUUGCACGCAUGCAUGGUUUUGUUUAUGAACAAUGCCCGUGGGGGCAAUAUCCUGUGGAGACCACUCAGGAGAAUGUUCAGGAAAGAGCACUUAAAUUACUGGAUCAAUACAGGAAAAAGUCAACUUUGUACAGAACCAAUACUCUUCUUGUUCCUCUUGGAGAUGAUUUUCGCUAUAUUAAUGUUGAAGAAGCAGAAGCCCAAUUUAGAAAUUACCAAAUGCUGUUUGAUUAUAUCAAUUCAAACCCCAGUUUGAAUGCAGAGGCCAAGUUUGGUACUUUGGAAGACUACUUUGUAACCCUGCGUGAGGAAGCAGAGAGAAUAAAUUACUCAUCUCCUGGUGAAAUAGGAUCUGGUCUAGUUGAAGGUUUUCCUUCUCUAUCUGGUGACUUUUUUACUUAUGCUGAUCGGCAACAAGACUACUGGAGUGGUUAUUAUGUUUCACGACCCUUCUUCAAGGCUGUUGAUAGGGUACUAGAACAAACACUUCGUGCCACCGAAAUGAUGGUAGCUCUAAUACUUGGCUGCUGUCGGAGAGCACAUUGUGAAAAGUUUGCAAUGGGGUUUUCCUAUAAGUUGACAGCUGCUAGAAGGAACUUAGCUCUCUUUCAGCAUCAUGAUGGGGUAACUGGUACUGCAAAAGAUCAUGUGGUCAUGGACUAUGGAAUGCGAAUGCAUACUUCGUUACUGGACUUGCAGAUUUUUAUGUCCAAGGCAGUUGAGGCACUUCUUGGAAUCCGCUAUGAUAAAUUAGACCACAGUCCUUCCCAGUUUGAGCCAGCAAUAGUAAGGUCUAAAUAUGAUGCUCAACCGUUGCAUAAAGUGAUUAAUAUUCAUGAGGGUUCUUACCAAUCAGUGAUCUUUUUUAAUCCUUUGGAGCAAACCAGAGAAGAAGUUGUGAUGGUUGUUGUUGACAGUCCUGAUGUUACUGUUGUUGACUCUAACUGGAGUUGUGUUCAGAGCCAAAUUUUGCCCGAGUUGCAGUAUCAUAAUAGCAAGAUCUUUACUGGGAAGCAUCGACUUUACUGGGAAGUUUCUGUUCCUGCAAUGGGAUUGGAAACAUAUUAUAUUUCCCAUGGUUUUGGCGAGUGUGAAAAGGCCAGGCCUGCAAAGCUGAAAAUUUUCUCUAAAUCUAGUUCGGUUGCCUGUCCUGCACCAUAUUCUUGUGUGAAAAUAGAGGCUGAUGUGGCUGAAAUUGAGAAUCAGCAUCAAAAACUAACCUUUGAUUUGAAGUAUGGUUUGUUGCAGAAGAUACACUUAAAAAAUAGUUCCCCAAAUAUUGUAAAUGAGGAAAUUGGUAUGUAUUCUAGUUCUGGUGGGGCAUACUUGUUUAAGCCCAAUGGUGAGGCCCAGCCCAUUAUUGAAGAAGGUGGGCAAUUGCUAGUUUCAGAGGGUCCUUUGAUGCAGGAGGUAUACUCUUAUCCAAGGACAGCCUGGGAGAAAGGCCCUGUUUCUCAUAGCACCCGUAUAUAUAGUGGAGAGAGUACAGUGCAAGGGUUUGUUGUUGAAAAGGAAUAUCAUGUUGAGCUUGUUGGCCAAGAUUUCAAUGAUAGGGAAUUGAUAGUUAGAUAUAAAACAGAUAUUGAUAACAAGAAGAUCUUUUAUUCAGAUUUAAAUGGAUUUCAAAUGAGCCGAAGAGAAACUUAUGAUAAGAUUCCUCUACAAGGCAAUUACUAUCCCAUGCCCUCUCUUGCAUUCAUACAAGGAUUAAAUGGUCGACGGUUUUCUGUCCAUUGCCGGCAAUCGUUAGGUGUUGCAAGCCUUAAAAAUGGAUGGCUAGAGAUAAUGCUUGACCGCCGGCUGGUAACAGAUGAUGGUCGUGGUCUAGGUCAAGGAGUGAUGGAUAACCGUGUAAUGAACGUUGUCUUUCACCUAACUUUGGAAGCCAAUAUUUCUGCUACAUCAAAUUUGGUUUCCACUCCUUUCCCUUACAGCCCUUCUCUUUUAUCCCACCGUGUUGGUUCUCACUUGAACUAUCCGUUACAUGCAUUCAUUUCCAAGAAAUUGCAGGAUAUGUCUGUGAAGCCACCGCCUAGAUCCUUUUCUCCUCUUGCCACUCCCUUGCCAUGCGAUUUGCACAUAGUGAACUUUAAGGUUCCCAGGCCUUUAAAAUUUUUGCAGCAACCACCUGAGGGUCCUAGAUUUGCUCUAAUUUUGCACAGGCGACAUUGGGAUUCUUCGUACUGCCGGAAGGGAAGAUCACACUGCACUAAUCUGGCAGAUGACACUGUGAAUCUGUUCAGCAUGUUCCGGGAACUUACAGUCUUGACGGCUAAAGCAACCUCCUUGAAUCUCAUGCAUGAAGACCCUGAAGUAAUGGGAUUCUCAGAGCAGUUUGGAGAUCUUGCACAAGAGGGGCAUGUAGCCAUAUCUCCUAUGGAAAUACAAGCUUACAAGUUGGAAAUGAGGCCCCAAUAGAGCACUCAUUACUAAGUUGCUUCUGCUUAUUUAAGCUGAACCACGGAAUUCUUGGACUGAUUUAAAGAUGAAUUGUUAUGAAAAUUUUAACUGCUCCAUUGAUGUUAGGGAUGGAUUAUUCUUGGACUGCUUUCUCGGCGGUGCAAUGUGAAGAAAGGUCCAAGCGAAGAGGAGUAACUUUAGUUGUGGAAAGCUUGACAGUGGACUUUUGUAGAUUGCUGUUAUGAAGACAUGUAUGAGACUAUAGCAUCUACGGCCCCUUGUCUGUUUUUGUGCUUUGCUGUAGCAUUUGUUUACUUUUUCACCGACUUAAAGAUGAGUUUUGCUUUGUCCACUUGCUAUUGUAUAACAUGUCUCUUAGAGACUAUAUUCAUGUACAGAUUUAUUACCUCUAUGCAGGGGAGAGUGUAUUCUUAUUUGAACGUGAGCUCAACACUUCGAAAAAACAAUACUUGUUAUUCUUCACAAUUUUCAAAAUAAAUUAGCCAAAAGCUGACAUUAAGGAACA
Cajanus cajan (pigeon pea) is the source of this 4188-nucleotide messenger RNA. It is a transcript of the gene GMII, whose product is annotated as golgi alpha-mannosidase II. NCBI's taxonomy places the organism in Eukaryota, Viridiplantae, Streptophyta, Magnoliopsida, Fabales, Fabaceae. Gene Ontology annotation, cellular component: Golgi membrane. Gene Ontology annotation, biological process: protein deglycosylation; mannose metabolic process; N-glycan processing. The record is from RefSeq and is a predicted model, not a curated record. Gene Ontology annotation, molecular function: alpha-mannosidase activity; carbohydrate binding.